UUCUGCGCGUGCAUCCGGGUCCUUGGGCUUCGUGUUCGGCGCGCCGGCCUGGCUCGCCGGAGGUUGCUGGUUAUUGGUUGUUGAAGCUGUUCCAGCGUCGGAAGAGCCGGUGGGUCCGCAGGUUUGGACUUCUUGUCCUGGAAGCUGUGCAUCACCGUAAUGAGGCUUGUAAUUCUUGAUAACUAUGACUUGGCUAGUGAAUGGGCAGCCAAAUACAUCUGUAAUCGCAUCAUUCAGUUCAAACCUGGACAGGACAGGUAUUUUACACUGGGUUUACCAACAGGAAGUACGCCUUUAGGAUGUUAUAAAAAACUAAUAGAAUAUCACAAGAAUGGUGACCUUUCUUUUAAAUAUGUGAAGACCUUUAACAUGGAUGAAUAUGUAGGACUUCCAAGAAAUCAUCCUGAAAGCUACCAUUCUUAUAUGUGGAAUAACUUUUUUAAGCAUAUUGAUAUAGAUCCUAAUAAUGCUCAUAUCCUUGAUGGGAAUGCUGCAGAUUUAGAAGCAGAAUGUGACGCAUUUGAAAAGAAAAUAAAAGAAGCUGGAGGAAUAGAUCUUUUUGUUGGAGGAAUUGGUCCGGAUGGUCAUAUCGCUUUCAAUGAGCCAGGAUCCAGUUUAGUGUCAAGGACAAGAUUAAAGACUCUAGCAAUGGACACCAUUUUGGCAAAUGCUAAAUAUUUUGAUGGAGAUUUAUCAAAAGUGCCAACAAUGGCUCUAACUGUUGGUGUGGGGACAGUGAUGGAUGCUAGAGAAGUAAUGAUCCUCAUAACAGGUGCACACAAGGCAUUUGCCCUGUACAAAGCCAUAGAAGAAGGAGUCAAUCACAUGUGGACUGUUUCAGCUUUCCAGCAGCAUCCCCGAACUAUUUUUGUAUGUGAUGAAGAUGCUACUUUAGAAUUAAGAGUUAAAACUGUGAAAUACUUUAAAGGUUUAAUGCAUGUACACAAUAAACUUGUGGAUCCACUAUACAGUAUGAAAGAAGGAAAUUGAAGGAGAUUGGAGCAAAAUUCUGCUUGAAUGAACAGAACACUUUUUUAUAUGUAGUAGGUGAAGCUAUGCAAUAUGAUAAAACAUGGGGAAUUUUGAAGAUUGUCAUUUUUAAAUUCCAAUGUCUAUGUUAAACAUUCCAUAUUUAGAAUGUCUCUCUUUUACACUAGGGUUUAGAAGUAACUGGCUCUCAAAAUUGAUUGGCUGUUUGUUUAUAAAGUACAGAAGCCACAUAGCCACCUAUAAGCAUAGAAAUGAAAUGUCUGCCUGUAUAAAAAUCUAAAAAAGUCAUUUUAAAGGUAAAGAUUUUGUACAUCAUUUGUGACAUGACUCCAGUGGCAUAUGUAGAUUUUUAUCUUUUAAGUACAAGAAGACACUCCAAGCCUUUCAGGUAUCAAACGGCUGUCAUUGCAAACCUUUACUUUUGGAAUGCUGUCUUUUUAUUUUCCGUGCAUUACACACACACACUUUUCUGCACAUGGUUGCCUUAGUCCUCUUCAUGCAGUAGCAUCUGGACAUCAAAAGUCCUGCUAUGUAUAUGUUGGUAAAAGAAAUGUGAAGAGAUGACAGUGCCUAAAAGUAUAGUUUACAUCCUUUUGGAAAGUAUGUGUAAGUGCAUGUUUUCUGUGCACCUCCUUCUAUAGCACUUUUUUACAAAUACGUGUAUGCUCCUAUUUAUAUUUAAUGACUUGGGUUCAUGCCCUUAAUAUAAGUAUCUUGGCAAUUAUGAGCUUUAUACCUAGACAAAUGCAUAAGGAAAUUGUUUUGAGGAAUAUUUUCUGAUUAUUGUUAAACUUCAUAAGUGAUUAGCUUUAUUCCAUAUACAUAUAUAUAAAAUGUCUAAAAGGAUAAUAUGAAGUGUAUAUAACAGGAAUUAUUGUAAACUACUUUAGAUUGCUAUAACUUACAUAAUUAAACUGCAAAUAAAAGCAUAUUGUUUU
Cynocephalus volans (Philippine flying lemur) is the source of this 1928-nucleotide messenger RNA. RefSeq names its product glucosamine-6-phosphate deaminase 2 (gene GNPDA2). The coding region runs from base 160 to 990 and encodes 276 amino acids. The transcript has 7 exons. Gene Ontology annotation, molecular function: glucosamine-6-phosphate deaminase activity; identical protein binding. Gene Ontology annotation, cellular component: cytoplasm. Gene Ontology annotation, biological process: N-acetylneuraminate catabolic process; D-glucosamine catabolic process; carbohydrate metabolic process. NCBI's taxonomy places the organism in Eukaryota, Metazoa, Chordata, Mammalia, Dermoptera, Cynocephalidae. The record is from RefSeq and is a predicted model, not a curated record.